Moneuplotes crassus is the source of this 932-nucleotide messenger RNA. The record is from the annotation of a GenBank genome assembly. Lineage: Eukaryota; Ciliophora; Spirotrichea; Euplotida; Euplotidae.
AACUAAAUCAUUUGAAAAUUAAGAUGGAUACGGAAAACCAAUUAAACCAAAUCCCAGAAGAGUUGAAGGAGCAGCAUAACAAGAUUAGUGAUGAAUUAGACGGUCUUCAUAAAGAAUCUGAUGAUUUCAACACAAUCACAAGGAAGCUCAACGACCCAUAUGAAACCAAUUUGGGAUCGACUGCAGCAUCAGUGAAAAAUAAUGAAGAAAAUCUUGAAGGACUAGUUCAGACUCAUAAAGAGGUCGAAACCACACUUAGAGACAAAACAAGAGAACUUUUCAACCAAGACCUUGAAAUUGAGGAUAAAAAUAGAGAGCUCCAGAAGCAUGACAAAGACCAUCACGACACAGUGCAGUAUAAAGAAGAGAUCUAUUCUAAAUAUCACAACAACCAAGAAAGAGCCCUCAAAGAUCUCAAGAUCCAAUAUGAAGGAAUCGAUCAAUUCAUUAAAGAAUAUACAAGGCUCAACAAGGACACAGAGAAUCUCGAAGAAUUAGUUAAACACCUCGGGUUCGAUAAAACAGAAGAACUUCUUGCCGAGAAAUCAAAGGCACCCUAUGAUGAACUCAAACUUAAAGAGAAUCUUAGAGAAAUUGCUGAGCUAAGACAACAGAUAGAUCUAGUCUUCAAGGCUGAUGAUGGAGGCUCCCUCUCCUCAAUCAAGACCAGAUUAAUCGAAGCUAGAGCCAAGGAAAAUGAACUACAAUCAAAAUUCGAAAUAUACUCAAACUACAAAAUCCUCAACACAGAAAUCAAAGAAGAUGUAGAGGCCAAGCAGGAAGAGCUCAGAAUCCAACAGAAGGAAGAGCAAGCCUUGAGGCAGCAAAAUGAAGAGCUUGAGAGAUUACUCCAGCAGAAAAAGCAAGAAUCUCAGUCCCUCCUUGACAAUAUUAAGCUUGCAGAGCAAUUGGUUGAUGCCCAUAGUGGAUAG